CGAUUCAGCAGGGUGCUGUCGGCAGCCAUUUUAUCGAAACAAAUCUGUGUAGGGAACUGGAUUUGGGAAAGUCCUGCAAACUAUUUUGCCAUUCUCGUCCUGCUGACUCCGGUAACUAUGUUUCGUCGAUGGUAGUGUUUAAUCGUUCCGGAAAGUGAAAAACGGCGACAUAAUCAUGCCGUCCCUAUAUCAAACGCGAAUAUUUAAACGGGCGGCCCCCGAAGCGGGGACAGGGGCAACAGGAGACGUCCGCUCGGCCGCAGGAACGGAACCGGCGUCUCCGGGCAACGCGGCACCGACGCUUCCAGACGUCACGGUGCCUCCGCAGGACCUCACGACCCCCAUCGACACUACAGGUGGGGACCUUUUGGAGAAACACAUUUUUGGUAACAAAAAAUUUCAUCCAUCUCACGGUCGCACGACCCCUCAUCCGGAAGCAGUGAAACCAAGCACUAACGAGACAACCUUCGUUAAGAACAUAGUUUCAUUGGCCAAUAAAGAAGGUAUCGAUACAUGGAUGCUAGUAACUAUUCUAAUUGCGGUAUCUAUUGUAAUUCUCGGAAUAUGCUUCUGUUGCAUAAGAAGAUGUUUCCGCAAGCGACGUGCAAAGGACGGCAAAAAGGGCAUGAAAGGCGUAGACCUAAAAUCUGUACAAUUGCUUGGGUCUUCUUACAAAGAGAAGGUUCAACCGGACAUGGACGAAUUGACGGAGAACGCCGAAGAACCGGACGAUGGAGAAAAACCGGAAGUUCAAAAAUUGGGAAAAUUGCAAUACAAGUUGGAAUACGAUUUUAAUCAGAACAGCUUUUCCGUGACCGUCAUUCAAGCUGAAGAUCUGCCUGCUCUUGACAUGGGUGGCACAUCUGAUCCGUAUGUCAAAGUCUACCUUCUUCCCGAUAAGAAAAAAAAAUUCGAAACCAAGGUCCAUAGAAAAACGCUGAAUCCUGUUUUCAAUGAAACAUUCGUAUUUAAAAGUUUACCGUAUUCCGAGGCUAUGAAUAAGACGUUGGUAUUCGCCAUCUUUGAUUUUGACCGAUUCUCCAAGCAUGACCAGAUAGGUGAGGUGAAGGUGCCACUGUGCACCGUCGAUUUGGCCCAGACAAUCGAGGAAUGGAAGGAACUGCAGAGCGUCGAAGGGGAGGGUGGUCAGGAAAACAAGUUGGGAGACAUAUGUUUUUCGUUGAGGUACGUUCCGACUGCUGGAAAAUUGACUGUCGUUAUUUUGGAAGCUAAAAACUUGAAGAAAAUGGACGUUGGUGGAUUGUCAGAUCCCUAUGUGAAGAUCGCCUUGAUGCAAAACGGAAAGCGAUUGAAGAAAAAGAAGACUAGCAUCAAAAAGUGUACGCUAAAUCCCUAUUACAAUGAAUCGUUCACAUUUGAAGUACCGUUUGAACAAAUACAGAAAGUGAACUUGGUCGUAACUGUCGUGGACUAUGAUAGAAUCGGAACAUCGGAACCAAUUGGUAAAGUCGUUUUGGGUUACAACGCCAGCGGAACUGAACUUCGUCAUUGGUCCGAUAUGUUGGCUUCGCCUCGCCGGCCGAUUGCACAGUGGCACACGUUGAAGGAUCCCGAAGACGAAAAGAAAGACUAAGACUAAUAGAUGUCGCCUACAACGCUAAUCAGUGUAAAAGUUAAAGCAAGUAAACACUUUUCUGAUCAAUUAGUUAUGCAUAUUACCUAGUUUAUUGAACUCCUAAAAAAUGAAACCUGUGGUAUGUUCCAAUUUAAUUUUUUAGACUUUGAUGCAAGAAUCAGAAAUAGUACAGGACUUUUCUAUUAUCAAAAAUUUGUGAAUCUGAACUUCUCCUGUCCACGCACGAAGUCUCUAAAUAGUUUUUUACCACUAUACCAAGAGAAUCCAAAUUAUUCCCCAUUGUAAAGGAUCAAAAUACAAAUACAUAAUAUGCAUAAAUAAUACCUUGUGACAAGAAAGUACCCGUAAAUUCUGAUUUAAAUAACCUGCACUUAAUAUUUUGAACUUUGUCAAGUUUCUAUUACUCACCAGAUAUAGCCUCGUGGCACUUUUUUUUCUUUUCCAAGCUCAAAUCAAAUUGCCACUUCAGGGACCCCGUUUUGAUUCUAUAAAUGCCAUUAAAUCAAAUUCGUAAAAGGAGCUAAAAGUCGUAUCAAAAAGGGUCUAUAAAAAGGUUUCGAUGAUUGGAAAAUGCGUCUGACUAUGUGUAUCGCUUCAAAAGGGGCAUUUUGAAGCAGAUUCAAGAAAAACGAAAGAAGAUUAGGAAUUUUGCGUUUAAUAAAACGAAUUUUUACCCAAUUUCCCGGGAACUUUUUUGUCACUGUGUGUACUUAAGUUUUUAAAUAGUUUAAUGCGUUUUUUGAUGUUUUAGGUAUACUCAUUGUUGUAUUGAAGUCUACCUUUCGAUUGUAUGAAUCACCGUCAGUGUUAUACAAUUUCAUUAUUACCUAAAUAGUGUCCAAUUUAUUGUUCGAAGGCUUUAAAUGCACCUCUCAAUUGUAUGAAUUUCUUUUUAAGUUAAGUGUUUUAAUCGCAUCAUUCACAUCUUCCUAUUUAGUAAAAAUAGUUAAUGAUAGAUGUGUUAUGUGGGAAGAUUGCAAUAUGGCUUAAAUCAUGAAAAUUUUUUAAAAUAUUUUUUUUAUGAUUUAUAUUAUUUUUAAUUAU
Phyllotreta striolata is the source of this 2641-nucleotide messenger RNA. The record is from the annotation of a GenBank genome assembly. NCBI's taxonomy places the organism in Eukaryota, Metazoa, Arthropoda, Insecta, Coleoptera, Chrysomelidae.